Frieseomelitta varia is the source of this 1542-nucleotide messenger RNA. RefSeq names its product ice-structuring glycoprotein-like. Bases 97 to 1152 code for a protein of 351 amino acids. The record is from RefSeq and is a predicted model, not a curated record. Lineage: Eukaryota; Metazoa; Arthropoda; Insecta; Hymenoptera; Apidae. The transcript is spliced from 6 exons.
CCAACCAGCCAGAUACCAGCACAUCCACUGCAGCCAGCAUCGAGGCAGAUUUAUUCCGCUAGCUUAGCAAGCCCUUUCCAAGAAACAAUUGGCGACAUGUGCACCCUCGUAGCGGUCUUCCUCGUCGCUGCCCUCUCGGUAGCGACUGCAGCUCCAUCGGCGAUCUUGGCACCCGGGGCUGCUUUGGCCGGCCCUCUGCUAGGCCCAGCUGCACUCAGUGGACCGAUCGUGGGACCUGCGGCCCUUGCUGGACCGGUAGCUGGACCUGCUCGCCUGUCGGGAGCUGUUGAUGGCGGUGCCGUGGUAACCGGAGCAGUCGCUGGUCCCUCGCUAGUUUCUGGCAGCGUUGCUGGCCACGCUGCUGCACCAUGGCCAGCUCUUGCUGGCCACGCUGCUGCACCAUGGCCGGCUGUCGCUGCUCCCUGGGGUGCACCAUGGGGAGCGGUGUUGGCUGGACCUGCAGCUGGUCCAGCUGCUCUCGCUGGACCCAUCGCAGCUCCGGCACUGAUCGCGGGACCAUCCGGUAGCAUAGCGGCUGGGCCAGCCGGUGUUGGAAGCAUCCUUCGUGCCGACGGACACUGUCCGGUCACGGCUAACAAUGCUACUCGUGUGACAUUUUCCUGGUUAAAAAAUGUCGAGAAAGCUAGAUAUUCAGGGUCAGAGCUGAGUAUAAAAAGCGAGUGUCGUGAAGUAAUUGACAGUCUUACAAUUAACUCGACAGAUACAACAACGUUUGCUCAUAUAAACAAAGCAGCAAUCAUGAAAUACUUGGCCCUUCUCGUAUCGAUCAUAUCGGUUUGCUCAGCCGCACCGAGCCUCGUUGGUCCAGCAGUCAUUGCUGCACCAGGAGUGGUAGCAGGUCCUGCAAUAGUAGCUGCAGCCCCAGCGGCUGUCGUAGGUCAUGCAGCAGCGGUCGUGGCUGGCCCAGCUGCUCCAGCAGCGGUCGUAGCUGGCCCAUCUGCUCCAGCAGCGAUCGUGGCUGGCCCAUCUGCUCCAGCAGCGGUCGUAGCUGGCCCAGCUGCUCCAGCAGCGGUCGUGGCUGGCCCUGCUGCAGUUGUUGCUGGUCACGCGGUCCCUGCUACAGUCGUCGCUGGUCCCGCUGCCAGUGCUGCGGUCAUAGGAGCUUCAUCCACAGCGGUCAUCGCCGGCUAGUUAACUGACAACGCUGCACGACAUACCUCGUACCAUACUUAAUACUACACAGACCACUUGCUUACACACUACCCUUAAUGUAUAUCCAAGAUCACUGCCUGUACAUGUACUCAGAAACGUAUACGCUUACGCAAACGAAAUUUAUGUUAUAUUUAACCUAGUAAGGACCAGAGUUAGAUACUUUCUCAUGAUGUUAUUAUAAAUUUCUUUCAAUUUUGACGAGACCGUGAAACCUACGUGGAAGAAACAACGACGAAGAAAAUAUUUAUGUUAACGAAUCCUUGGCAUUCCCUUUCGUUGCAAUUUCACAAUUUUGAUGGUGGAAAUUGGUUGGAAAACUUUGGCCCUUAAUAAGUUAAUUGUAUGAAAUAAAUUAUGUUCUGUCCUUGA